CAGUAUAAAUGCGUAAGCAGCUUGAAGCUCUGGCUACAUGGGCAGCAUGGCCAUGGUUCUCGUGUGAGAUUGUCCACCCAGCUCAUUUUAGCACGACCAGCAGUGUUCCUUGCUAACGUGCGCCCCUGCGCGCAUAGUUCCCACAUCCAGUUAAAGCCGUUGAACUCCAUGGAUAGCUCUUCGCCCCAGCAUAGGAUUCCAUUGAAUACCACAUUGCUUACAAUUCCUCCUUCACUAAGUGUAGAACAAGAUGGAGGGAUGAGACCAAUCGUGACGAGCCGAACACAGUCAUCAGUAGUCGAGAAAUGCAUUGGGCCCAUCCAUCGGAAGGGCACUUUGGGGUACGCAUUGGAAGAAGAUCGGUCCGUUUCUAGAAAAUCACUAGAUGUGGUCCAAUUCCUUUCGCGUUCUUGGAGCACGUCUACAUUGCAAGCUUUUCGGACCAUUUCGGAAGGCUUAGAUUGCGAAUUGGAGUUGAAUUUGGGAGAUGAUCAUGAGAAGAAGGAAGAGAGAGAUUGCAAGAGAAAAGAGGCCCCAAUGAGUGGAAAUGGCCGUUCAACGACGUGGAUGCAACGGUCAGUUCGACGUCUUCGCCAGAGCUGGGUCGACAUGAUCAAGACGAACCAAGCUAUGAAUUGGAUGAGAGAGAAGAUAUGUCCACGUAAGAGGGAAGGGAGAAAGGAGGAGAUGAGGAUACAUGCAGCCAUAUCUGUGGCUGGAGUCGCGGCGGCCCUUGCCUCUCUAUCAUCAAAAUCCGCCCUUGGAAACACAGCUGACAAGAAAAAGCUAGCCAUUGCAGCGGCCGCUGCCCUCGUGGCCGCUCAAUGUGCGGAUGUAGCAGAGCUAAUGGGGGCCCACCACCAGCACGUCUCUUCCAUCAUCAGGUCUGCCGUCUCGGUGGCCACCCCUACCGAUAUUCUUGCGCUAACAGCGGCUGCAGCAACAUCUCUAGAAGGAGCCCCCAUUGGAAGAGGGAGACUUGCGAAAGGAAAGCGUCGCCAGCCAACAAUCUCCUGUGAAUACUCUAAAGAGUUUGAUUUCACCAGGAAUAAGGAAAUUCUUGCUGAAGGGACGGAGCUUCCAACUUCUAUAAACAACAGGAAGACCAAACUGAAAAUCGUGCACGUUUAUGCCAAGCUAUCGCUUGUAAUCGCAAGAGUGAGAACCAAGCAUGUGGGCGGUGCUUUCACAACAUUCAAGGACUAUACCAUACUGGAGGUGGCCGAUGAAUCAAAGGACGGUAAGGAAGGGGCGUAUUUCACCAACGAAGUGAAUGGGUAUUGCGUCAUUUGCAUUAGAACUCCUCAUGGAAGCAUCCACGUUACCUUCAAAGACGAUGAGGAGUGCAGCCUUUGGACAGCGACCAUCUCCCAGCUUCUCUUCUUAUCAAAGCAAGCAGAAAGCCUGCCACUCUCACGUACCAAUCAGUUUCCGCAUGUGUGAAUUCUCCAUCAAGGCCAUCCGUAAUAAAAUGUGUUUCGCUUGGAACUUUUCUAACCGUUGGUGUGGAUUUUGGAACAAAUGAUCCUCCAUGUCAGUGGUCACUGGUCAGUAGUCUGUCUGGAGUGCAAAACAAUCUCCACUGCAUGUGUCCCAUGUACGUUAACAGAAAUCAUAAGCAGUGAAAACAUUGCAGAUGGGCUAUGGUUCAAAAAUUGCACAGAGCAGACGAUCCUGAUAUUUACUUCCAUCUUUUCCCUUCCAGUUUCAAUUUCUUCUGCAGCAUAUGCAUUUUAUGC
Messenger RNA from Magnolia sinica, 1739 nucleotides. Its product is annotated as VAN3-binding protein-like. NCBI's taxonomy places the organism in Eukaryota, Viridiplantae, Streptophyta, Magnoliopsida, Magnoliales, Magnoliaceae. Gene Ontology annotation, biological process: leaf vascular tissue pattern formation; phloem or xylem histogenesis; auxin-activated signaling pathway. The transcript has 7 exons. The record is from RefSeq and is a predicted model, not a curated record. The coding region runs from base 169 to 1443 and encodes 424 amino acids.